Leptinotarsa decemlineata (Colorado potato beetle) is the source of this 1687-nucleotide messenger RNA. RefSeq names its product trehalose transporter 1-like protein. The record is from RefSeq and is a predicted model, not a curated record. Gene Ontology annotation, biological process: transmembrane transport. Gene Ontology annotation, cellular component: membrane. Gene Ontology annotation, molecular function: transmembrane transporter activity. Lineage: Eukaryota; Metazoa; Arthropoda; Insecta; Coleoptera; Chrysomelidae.
AUCGCCAGACUUUUCGUUCGUGCAUUCAGUUAUCGUGAAAUGAAUAUUUAAAAUAAUUAGUUGCAGUUUCGAAAACAACAUGAGCGAUAGUUGUAGUUUGGGCUUGUGUUACAUCGUGUCAACGUGAUUUAGAUUACUUCAAUAUGAGAGUGAAUAUAAUGAGGACUAUUGGGGACUACCGGCUAGAACCAGAUUUGAAGAAUGCAGGAAAAAGUUGGCCACAAGUUUUGGCUAUUCUCAUAGCAUGUUUGUCAUCUCUUAAUAACAGAAUGCUGUUCUCUUGGCCAUCUCCCUUCACUCCGAAGAUUGUAGACACAGAUAUUGAUGAAACGAUGGCCUCGUUUUUCACCACUUUACCACCUGUAGCAAUGAUUGUCACUUGUUUGGCUUCAUCAUCCCUAAACGACUGUAUUAGAAGAAAACGAACAUUGCUUCUGGUCAUCAUAACUCAAGCAUUUUCUUGGACACUACCAGCGGUGUCCAGAAACGUGUAUGCCAUAUACGCUGCGAGAAUUCUAUCAGGUGUGGGAGAUGGGAUAAUAUUCAGUAGUGUCCCCAUGUACAUAGGAGAAGUUGCCCCUCCAAAAGUCAGGGAUACCUGGGGAAAUGCUUUACCUCUCACUUACUACACAGGAGAAUUUUUCAUCACCGUCAUCGGUAGCUACUUCAGCAUACAAAGUGUCUCAUUGAUCUGUAUUAUAGUACCAAUUCUACUAUUGUCUACUUGUUUUCUGCUGCCAGAAACAUCCUUACUACAAACUCAUGAAAGGAGAUGAAACAAGUGCUCGCAAAAUUCUGCUGACGCUCACCAGGAAGCUGAACGUCGAGGACGAUUUCAUGCAGCUCAGAGCUGAUGUCGAAAGACAGAUGUCAGAACAAGGGACUUGGAAACAUUUGUUCAUGAUCCCGAGCAACAGAAGAGCUCUAGUAGCUGGGUUCGUUCUGAGAUAUUCGCAACAGAUGAGCGGGCUCUCAGUGUCUCUAACUUUUAUUUUAAUUCUCAAUGCUUUUUCUGUUGUUGAUAGACAAUCCUCAAUGUUGUAUUUGUCGACAAUAUAAUCAAACAAUCGUUUAUUGCACUUAGGUAUCGAUGACUUGAACAAACUUUCGCUCCUCAGUAUCAAGAACAGUUCUUUUCUGGUUAUUUUCGGCAAUGCCACAGCGCCAUCGACUGUCUGACUACCUGUGAAAAAUGACGAAUUAUGUGAAAAUGUGGCAAAAAAGGGUGCUAAAAACUAUUGCGAACUAAAGUUCAGACACGUGGGUUAUGGUUGUUCACUUUUUCUAACCGGAACAAUGUGGAACUUUUUUUUGAAAAUCUAGUCAAACUAAGGCAAACAACAAAAAAAUGUGCAUUCAACGGAUAUGUUCGAAUAUUUCACUAGGAUAUUUCUAUAACUACAUAAUUAUAUUGAAAUUACAAUGUACUUACCACAAGGUAAAAUAUCCAUAUUGCACUAUAACUUCACAAAAACACUACGGUUGGGACAGAACUGAUGAGCCGAGUAUAAGGGUGAUGAAAAAACUCAAAGUUUGGCUACCUGCCCCAUGGAUUAGGGCAUUUCUAGAAAAAAACCUAAUUUUGUAUUGGAUAUAAGGGAUAUUUGAGACCGGUUUGGCAUUAAAAUUUUAUUCAAAAUAAAACUUUGUUUUUUUGACUUUUGUCGUCGUAAAUACGCUGUUUUGC